Molecule: messenger RNA, 2790 nt
Organism: Spinacia oleracea (spinach)
Lineage: Eukaryota; Viridiplantae; Streptophyta; Magnoliopsida; Caryophyllales; Amaranthaceae
Product: probable alkaline/neutral invertase F
Exons: 4
Coding region: 484-2331 (615 amino acids)
Biological process (GO): sucrose catabolic process
Molecular function (GO): sucrose alpha-glucosidase activity; endo-alpha-N-acetylgalactosaminidase activity
Source: RefSeq, a predicted model, not a curated record
CACUAGGCCAAGACAUUGUUUGGUAAUUACAAAGUAGAUAACAAUGUAAUUCCCCUAUACCAUUAAGUCAUUAACCAUGCUAUUAACACUACACUAUGAGGGAAUGAGGGAUUCAAAUUUUCACAGAAGCAACUAAGCAGGCAAUAUUAGUGGGGGACGUCCGCCUGCUGGUUGAUUCUAACAGAAUCACCUUCACAGAGAGUCAAAUACUGACAAAAGAAUCACAAAUAUUGACAUUUUCUGAAUCUCUUUCCAGAAAUACCCCUUUCAAACAACAAAUUAACCCAUCUCCCAUUAUCCAAACACCACAUUUCACUCUCCCAGUGGCAUCUUUGUAGUUAUUAUCUAUCUCUAGGGUAAAAGUGUAAAACUGAUCAUUACACAUCAUCAAGCGCCAAAUUCAUCCCACUAUAUUGACACACUCUCCUCCCUGUAAUCAGCUCAAACAUUCCGAACCUCCAUUUUCUCUCUCACCACUCAUCAAUGGCUUUCCCUCAAGCAGAAAACACCGACCUCGUUCCAGAAACAAUCAGUGAAAUUCCACCUCCGUCGGAGAAACCGCAUUUACCGUCUCCUAAACGUCACGUCGGUUUCACCAUAGACGAGGACCUUGACGAAAGCGACAGCAACCGAAGCCCCGCCAUAAUCUCCGACGAAACCACCGCCUCGACGGAGAAUGCAGACGUCAGAGUUCCGGAGAAGAGUACGAGUACUUUUGAGAGCGUCUUUUCGGAAAUGACAUUGCGUCCAGUUUCCAUUCGGCCUUCACCUUCGGCUGCGAACCUCUUGAGCAGCUACGAGAUGAACGGAAGCACUGGAAAUUCGAAUUCCGAUAUCAAAGGAGACACGCCGAAAUCAGGAGGUGCGGUGAAAUCCAACGGUAAUGGAAAUCAUCAGCAGCCUGUAGCAGAGCAUCCAAUGGUGGCGGAUGCUUGGGAUUUGUUGAAAAAAUCAAUUGUGUACUUCAAUAACGAUGCAGUUGGAACUGUCGCUGCUUCCGAUACCAGUUCUGAGGCUCUAAACUAUAAUCAGGUCUUCGUGAGGGACUUCAUUCCGAGUGCACUAGCUUGUCUAAUGAAAGAACCCCCAGAGGCCGGUAUUGUGAAAAAUUUCUUGCUGAAAACUCUCCUCCUUCAAAGUUGCGAAAAGAGGAUAGAUAACUUUACUCUUGGGAAAGGUGUGAUGCCAGCGAGCUUUAAGGUUCAGACAACUGACCAUGUGAAGGAUAUUCUGGUAGCUGAUUAUGGUUGCACCGCAAUUGGAAGAGUUGCACCUAUGGAUUCUGGUUUCUGGUGGAUUAUUUUGCUGAAAUCUUAUGUCAAACAUACAGGAGACCACUCACUGGCAGAUAGGCCCGACGUGCAGAAAGGCAUGAAAUUGAUUCUUGACCUGUGCCUAUCUGAUGGUUUUGACACUUUCCCAUCACUACUCUGUGCAGAUGCAUGCUGUAUGAUUGAUAGAAGGAUGGGAAUAUAUGGGUAUCCAAUUGAGAUUCAGGCUCUUUACUUCUUUGCACUGAGGUGUGCUAAACACAUGUUGAAAGAUGUGUGUGAAAACAAAGAAUUGCUGGACAAGAUCAAUGCAAAAAUCAAAGCACUUAGUUACCAUAUUCGGACCUACUACUGGCUUGAUCAUACCCAAUUGAAUAACAUAUACCGCUAUAAAACAGAAGAAUACUCUCACACAGCUUUAAACAAGUUCAAUGUAAGCCCAGAGUCAAUUCCUGAUUGGCUGUUCGAGUUCAUGCCCUUAAAAGGUGGUUAUUUCGUAGGCAAUGUCAGCCCAGCUCGCAUGGACUUCAGGUGGUUCUUGCUUGGUAACUGCAUUGCUAUCUUAAGCAGUCUUGCUACACCAGAACAAGCAUCAGCCAUAAUGGACUUGAUUGAGGCGCGAUGGAAUGAGUUAGUUGGAGAGAUGCCCAUGAAAAUCUCUUAUCCGGCUCUAGAUGGCAAUGACUGGAACAUUGUCACAGGGUUUGAUUCCAAGAAUACUCAGUGGAGUUACCACAAUGGUGGAUCUUGGCCAGUUCUGCUGUGGUUGCUGGUAUCUGCAUGCAUCAAGACCGCGAGGCCUCAGAUGGCCAGAAAUGCCAUAGAAUUGGUGGAGAAACGUCUUUCUCGUGAUGGCUGGCCAGAGUACUAUGAUGGGAAGACAGGUCGCUAUAUCGGGAAGCAAGCAAGGAAGUUUCAGACAUGGAGCAUUGCUGGCUACCUGGUCGCAAAGAAGAUGAUAGAGAAUCCAGCCAAUCUUCUGCUUGUCUCACUUGAGGAAGACAAGACAAUUUCCAAGCCAAGGCUCACACGCUCUGCCUCGUGCAGUAGUCUUCCCUAGUUAAUCGGAGACAACACUGGUGCAACUAUACUCUAUCAAAUAGUACUUUUUAAGGCUGUAAAUAAGGAGAGCCUGUGAAGUAAAAGGUAAAAAGUCAAGUGUCAUUUUAUGACAGGAAUUUUACAUCUUAACAUUGGCUAAAUUUUGUUGCAUUUAGAGAUGGAUCUGAAAAUUGGUAUGGUGUUUGCAUUGGCUGCAACUCUGCAAGCUAGCUAUAUUAUACUAUGAUGGUCACAAGAUAUGCUCAUUCAGUCAUUUGUUGUCUUUUUAUUCUGGUUAAUGUCCGAAAGUUGGAAAAUGAAUGCUCCACAUCGUUGGAAGCUCUAGUUGAUGAUGUUAAGUGGUUUCCUAGUUUAAAAAGCAAUAUGUAGCCUGUGCGGGAGUUAUGCAAGCAUCUGUUAUGCUCUAUUCUGUUGAUCUGCUACUAUGCUUUCAGUUUAGUUGUUCUGCCUUUUCUGA